Messenger RNA from Aspergillus alliaceus, 309 nucleotides. RefSeq lists its product as uncharacterized. The transcript is spliced from 2 exons. The record is from RefSeq and is a predicted model, not a curated record. Lineage: Eukaryota; Fungi; Ascomycota; Eurotiomycetes; Eurotiales; Aspergillaceae. The coding region runs from base 1 to 309 and encodes 102 amino acids.
AUGGAGGAUCAUAUUCGGAAACCAGUAUUUGUUUAUCCUCGCUGGGAUGAAGAGGAAGAAUUGAAAAAAGAUCUGGAACAACUGAAUGGUUGGAAAUUCGAUAUAGGUCGGACCAAGGCAGAUGCUCCGGUUAUUAUUUUAACAAAUACAACUACGCUCACCGGAGAUGAAGUCAAGGACGCGGUGCCUCAUGCGGAAUUGGCAGAUCUGCUUCAUGAGUAUAAUAUGGUGCUGAAAGACUUGGAAAAUAUGAUAUACUUACCCGAAGAAACUCAAUAUACAUUGACGAGUACGACGGAUGGCUCAUAG